Symbiodinium sp. CCMP2456 is the source of this 1632-nucleotide messenger RNA. The record is from the annotation of a GenBank genome assembly. NCBI's taxonomy places the organism in Eukaryota, Dinophyceae, Suessiales, Symbiodiniaceae.
AUGGCAUCGGGAGUGGCAGAACUUGAGGAAGUGAGGCUGUCGCCCCGCUUCGUUGCAAAGCUCGUGGAAGGCACCGGACAAGGCCUUCUCGUGCGCGCCGUCGAGGAGACUCGUCGCCGGGCGUUUUUUAUUUGGCAAGAACAUCCAUGGAUGUCCGAGCGAGAGAACUGGCUCGCUGCAGAACAGAGCCUUCUGCGUCCAGUGCAGAGUGAUGCUUUGAAGUUUGAGGCCGCGACACAGACCCACUGGGAAGAGGAAGGGCAGGACAACUUGAAGGAAGCUUCGCAUGGAGCCCCAAUCGUAGCUGCUUUCGCUGAAUCGGUGUCGCUGGCUGGAUGCGUUUCGGUCACAUCUGGCCAAAUCUCCAGAAGUGACCGAGUCGGGAGUGUCGAGAUGAGCGAGGAGUUGAUGGGGUGGGCAUCCGACAGUUUGGAAUGUCCAAGAGCUUCGGUGACACCGGGACGCCCCGAGACAGGUUUCGAUCUAGCGAUCGCAGGUUUCACGCGCGACUUGCAAUCAUUUGGAAAGGGCUUCUCUGCCCAUACCUCACGAACGGAAAAUACGGAAAGAGUGUCAGUGUCAAAGGCCUUUUCUGGAAUGGCUUGCGUGCCUGCACCGUGCAGGGAAGAGAAGACUGCAGUUCAAGGCCGUUUCCAUGUCGUCGCUGAUUUUGCUGACCGUCUCGAAGUUCCUGCAUCCGAAGAGUUAUGCCCGGCAGUGGCGAGGAUGUGCAGGAUGCAACAGCCUCGCCAAGAAGACUUCAUGGCAUCUCCAUGUUGGAAGGCCUUGCAGGGUGACUCGAAGACGGUGCUGUGGGGCCUUCCCCAGCGACUGGAGAACUCCGUACCAAGUGCAGAAGAUCAACACACAGACACGGGCUAUCAAACCGAGCGGGUAAGGCGCAGCACUUGUGUACCUAGAUUGGCAUUGGACAGAGCCCAUGCCAAGAGCUCGACAUCAGAUGGAGGACAAGGAUCUGCACGGUCAGACACGCAAUCUGGACUCGGCAUGCGGCGUUGGCCUGGCUCCAACGUGGAAGUUCCACCUCUCCCGGCGCCUCCUGAGAAUCACCCAUUGCUGACUCCUCGAACUGGCGCUGGUCGGGUCCGACCCGUGAAGGUGCCGAAAUUGGCCUUGGCACCCCAGAAAUCCUGGCCACGCGGACUCCAAGCACGCAAUGUGGGACAGGAAUUCCUGAUCAGUACGCCGCAUCUGCCGGGAGAAGUCCAAGGCCGAGAGGGUGCGCAGAUCCGAGGACCUCAAGCUGUUCCCCGGUCCGGCUCCAGAAGUCUGAGCCCCAGCCCCAGCAGUUUCUCCGACGGAAGCCUGGACUCCGUGGACAUCUCCGACUGGGAGCGCGUGGCUUCGUUGCAGACUACGGCUUCAGGAGUCCAAGAGGCUGAUUUGACUCGGCGAAGCGGGCGGUUUAGUUCCGAACGCAGCGGCAGUGCGCGUAGUGACUUCAGCGUUUGUGGACUGUAUGGCUGCGGCGACAAGGCUGAAUCGCAGGUGCUCCGGAAGGUGAUCCGAGAUCUAGAAGAGCGAUUGCAGGCACAGUCCCAGGAGCUUGAAGCCCUGAAGGCCAAGAUCGGGACAGCCCUAGCGACGCAGACCGUGGGCGCCCCAUUGUGA